Messenger RNA from Atta colombica, 1293 nucleotides. Its product is annotated as GPN-loop GTPase 1. Gene Ontology annotation, molecular function: GTPase activity. Lineage: Eukaryota; Metazoa; Arthropoda; Insecta; Hymenoptera; Formicidae. The transcript is spliced from 5 exons. The record is from RefSeq and is a predicted model, not a curated record. Bases 115 to 1293 code for a protein of 392 amino acids.
CUUCAAGUUUUAAGAGCAGAAAGCUUAUCUUCAAAUCAUAUCGGAUAAAAAUGCGGUGUACAUAAAAGACUAUAAUAAUUAUUACUAAUUUCGAUAAAUAUUUAAGAUUUAAAAAUGGAAGAUAUCAAAAGUAACUCUGAUACUAUAGAAACAACAAAUAAUGUUUCGGACACUGCAUCUACAAUGCAAGACGAAUCUACAGAAAGGAAAAUACCAUGUAUUAUUGUACUUGGGAUGGCUGGUGCUGGAAAAACAUCAUUUGUUUCUAGACUUGUUUCUCGAUUGUAUAAUAAAGGAAAGCCAUAUGUCGUUAAUUUAGAUCCUGCAUGUAGAGAAGUUUCAUAUCCUGCUAAUAUAGAUGUAAGGGACACUGUAAAUUACAAAGAAGUGAUGAAACAAUAUAACUUGGGCCCAAAUGGUGGUAUAGUGACAAGUUUAAAUCUUUUUACCACAAAGUUUCAUCAGGUUAUCGAACUUAUUAACAAAGCUAAUAAAGAACACAAUUAUGUGAUUUUUGACACACCAGGACAAAUUGAGGUGUUUACAUGGUCAGCUAGUGGCUCGAUUAUAACAGAAGCAUUAGCAUCUGAAUUUCCAACUAUUAUUGUAUAUGUGAUAGACACUGUGAGAAGCGUUAAUCCUGUUACGUUCAUGUCCAAUAUGUUAUACGCUUGUUCUAUACUUUAUAAAACUAAGUUACCUUUUAUUGUAGUUAUGAAUAAGAUUGAUAUUGUUGAACAUAGUUAUGCAAUUGACUGGAUGCAUGAUUUCGAAGCCUUCCAAGAAGCACUCGACAAGGAAAGUGGUUACAUUAACAAUCUUACACGGAGCAUGGCACUUGCACUAGAUGAAUUUUAUAGUCAUUUGCAAUGUUGUGGCGUUUCUGCGAAAACGGGUGCCGGAAUUGAUGAAUUUAUGGAGUUGGUUGAAGCUGCCGUAAAGGAAUAUGAAACGAGCUACAAAAAAGAUUGGGAAAAAUUUAAAAUGGAGAGAGAAGCUCAACGAAAAAAGGCAAAAAAGGAACAAUUAGAAAAGGCUAGUAAAAAGGCAAUGGGAGAAGCUGUAUCUUUUGUAACAACGGUUAAUAGUGAUCACGACACUUCGGAAAUCUAUUUGAGACACGCAUACAAUGAAUCAAGCGAAGAUGAAGAUGGAACAGAAAACAAUUUUGAAAAUGAAGAUGAAAAGGAGAAAAAUGAAGAGUCAUUUAAAAAUUUCUUAGAAAGACAUAGAAUAGAACAAGCUAAACGUAAGAAUAAUCAGGAAUCCGAACCUAAUACAAGUAAAAAUUGA